This is a messenger RNA of Oncorhynchus kisutch (coho salmon), 3518 nucleotides long. RefSeq names its product protein phosphatase 1, regulatory subunit 35 (gene ppp1r35). The transcript is spliced from 8 exons. Gene Ontology annotation, biological process: positive regulation of cilium assembly; positive regulation of cell population proliferation; positive regulation of centriole elongation. Gene Ontology annotation, molecular function: phosphatase binding. Lineage: Eukaryota; Metazoa; Chordata; Actinopteri; Salmoniformes; Salmonidae. Bases 2510 to 3364 code for a protein of 284 amino acids. Gene Ontology annotation, cellular component: nucleus; cytosol; centriole. The record is from RefSeq and is a predicted model, not a curated record.
UCUCACCUCUGGGUUGUCGUGGAGACACUCCCCACCUGGACAGUAGACUCCGCCCUGCAUUAACCGGAAUUAUAUAGUUUAGCCAAUCAGACACCUGGCGGCUGGAUGGAAUAAGGAAGUAAUCUGCAUAGGCUAAUCCUAAUCCACAGACAAAGGCCAUUUUAAUCGGAGGUCUUCUCGGCAGGCUGGGCUCGUCUGGCUGGACCUGUAGGAUUGAUCCAGCAAAGAUUGGAGGAUACCCAAAAUCUAUUUCUCCAAUAGGAAUCCCAGAUCACGCUUGUGACAGCACACACAUGGAUCUAAUCUUCCUCUCUCCCAUUGACCUCAAUACAACCACAUGGUGAUCUGUUCAACUACCCCUGUUCUGUAGUUGUUCAUGGAAGUAAUUGUUGGAUGUGCCUCUAAGUUUAAACCCUCUCUGACUCUCUACCAACUACAGGUAGUAACCGGCUUUUGCACAGAAGGCUGUAGUGAAUGGAGGUGGAUGGAAGCGCCUUUGAUGUGGUUUAGAUAAUCUAUUGUUUGCUUUUGGCUGUCUGGUGACAUGUUCGGCAGUGUGAAGAAAAUCAUCUCUCUGUUUGAGACUCGACGGCAGCCUCGCCCCCUCUCUCUACCUCCUUCCCUCCCUCCAUCUCUCUCUCCUUCUCUUCCUGCAUCUGUUUCUUCAUCUCUUCCCCAAUCCCUCCCUUCCUCCCUAUCCCCUCUCAGGUCCAGUAAAAAAGCCCCCCAGUCCCCCUUAAAGAGACACUCCUCUCCUUCUGCCUCCGUCUCCGGCUGCCCUUCCUCCCUCUACCCUCAGACCAAACCCAGACCCCCCCUUAACCCCCCACCUGUCCACCAACCACUACAACUUCCUGCUAGAUGGAGAGUAGGAGAAGAAGGCAGGGAGGGAGUGAGUGAUACGGGUUGGGGUCAUGGAGGGCUGAGAGGUCGUGGGGGGGUCAGGGUUAGGAACUCAUGGCCGAGCGGACGGCAGGAGCUUCAGAUAAGAAACCAAACAUCUGUCACCAUGGAGAUUCCACAACACUUUUGGACCGCAACUAAACCUCAACUCCAGACCACUACUCAACCCCAACCUCAACCCCAGACCACUAUUCAACCGCAGACCACUACUAAACUCCAGACCACUACUCAACCUCAACCCCAGACCACUACAAAACCAAAACCUCAACCGCAGACCACUAUUCAACCCCAACGUCAACCCCAGACCACUGUUCAACCCCAACCUCAACCCCAGACCACUACUCAACCCCAGACCACUACUCAACCCCAACCUCAACCGCAGACCACUAUUCAACCCCAGACCACUACUCAACCUGAACAUCAACCGCAGACCACAUCUAAACCUCAGACCACUACUCAACCCCAACCUCAACCCAAGACCAAUACUCAACCAAAACCAAAACCUCACCCGCAGACCUCUACUCAACCCCAGACCACUACUCAACCCCAACCUCAACACCAGACCCUGGCCCCGCUCCCAUCCUGGUCGCUGUGUCUGAAGGGUACACCUUCUGUCCGGAAUGCUGAGGCAGCCCUGCUGCUCUUCUGCCACAGUGGCUCCAGUAGCAGUAAGAUUGCAAUUGACAACAAGAUUGAGCAAGCCAUGGACUUGGUGAAGAGCCACCUGAUGCUGGCUGUGAGAGAGGAGGAGGAGCUACUGAGGAAGCGGAUCAACCAGCUGUCAGAGAGGAACGCCCAGCUGGAGAGAGAGAACUACAUACUGAGAGCACUGAGAGACAGACAGACACACUAACGCACUCAUCCACGCACACAUACACGCACACAUACACAAAGAGAAGUUAACAGUAUUAGUACAUGCCUUUCAUUUUCUAUUUAAAGGGGUGUUUUGAUUAGUCCUGUAAAAUGUGUAUUUAUAUUUAACCUUAAUGUACCCAGGUGAGUCAAGAACAUAUUCUUAUUUACAAUGACAGCCUGGCUAUGAUGAUGAUGAUGUAGUCUCGUGUAAUGAUGAUGAUGUAGUUAUGAAGAGGCCUGGUUGCCAGUCUCUAUAACGUACCAUUUCUUAGUAUAUUCCAUGUCGUGUGCCAAUGGCAGUUAAUGAGUGGAAUGUUAGCUAAACGGAGACUGGUAACCAGGCUAAUGAAGGGGGGUUCUGAAAGAGAAAGUGUGGUGUGCAUAUUCUGUAAUUCUGCAAAAAAAAUAUGAGUCAAAUAAAUAACUGUUACUAAAGAAGAGUUUGACUUGUGCUCUAGAGUCCACCACUUACACAAGCACACGCAAUGUAACAUGCACGCCAAGGGGCGCCAUUGUAUAAUUUCCUACUAACGAAGAAACCGGAAGUGUGAUUGUUUUGUUCUGUAGAAGGUGUUAUGUCGGCGCCAGUGGAGGGAAUUUCAAAAGUGAGCAGAUCCUGCUAAAGAGUCAAUCUAACCUCGUGUAUUAACAGUGAAAACAACAAGAAACGCGUGAGCUGUCAUUCGGGACGCUUCCUCAUAACAUAACAGAGCCGUCGCCCAAAGAUAAAGACCCAGACUGGUGACCUAAGAUGACCAGAGUAGGUCCCCUGCAGCAGCGUCCUCUAGCAGGGUGCAAUGACCCAGACAUCCGACUGGUCCCAAUGCCUGCCCCGGUGCCCCUGGUCCCUGCUAGCCUCCUACGGUGCCCGGAACUGGACCUGUCUCUCCCCCUCAGCCCAGACCCGCCACGACCCAACCCAGCUAGCCUGCUGAGAGGACGCAGCCACCGGCAGGUGCGAUUUGCCUCUGAGGAGCCUGUGGUUGUCACGGUGAUAGCAGAGCCUAGCAAAGACCCUCCACCUUGGCAAUGCCCUGGACACUCCAGCAGUUACUCAAAGGGGAAAAGACUCCAUGGUGGAGAUCUGUGUUGGAGGGCAAGGUCAGCAACCAAUGAGGAGGCUCCCUGUGAGGAGAGGGGUGGCAGCCUCCCUGAAGGGGCGGAGUUAAAUACUACUCUGGCUCUGAGGGCUGAGCUAGAUAAUGUGGCAGGGGCAGAGUUUAACUCCCAGAAGGCUGUGCAGGAGCAACUACAGAAGUCAGACAGAACCAAGAACAGCAUCAGCGCCCGGGCUACAGAGGGGGUGAAUGUCCCUCCAUCCCAGCACCUCUACAGGGCAUUGGUCAAUGUGAAUGUGGAGGAGGAGGAGCUUAUCAGCCAGGCUCUACGUGACAGGCUUCAGCUGGUCUCGCCCACAUGCAGCCAUGGCAACAAGAAAGAGGACAGUCCUGACCUGCAGGUUUUCUUCAGGGGGGAUCUGCUGAGAGAGAAGCCCCUCCUACCAGGGGAGGAGAUUACCAUACCACGCCCCCAGCCCAUCCCACGCCCCGCAGACACAACCUUCGACCUCUACCACAGACACACAUGCUGGGAGGCUGGACCCUGACACACACACACUUACUCUGAACCUCUAGACUGAAAGGCCCUGUCCCAAAACUUAAGAAGAGCAUUAUCCCUUCUUUCCCUCCCUACCUCCGUCAUUCUCAGAUAUAAAUAUUGUAUUUUAAACUAAUUGAAGAUAUUAAAGGAAUGAACCUGUA